AUGCAGGAUAGUUAGAAAUAAGAUUUCUUGUAAAAUAAGGCUAAAAUUGAAGAAGCAAUAGAUUCAAUUUUGAAAAAGACCCAUGAUGAAAAAUCUAAAGGAUCUAGAGAAUGCAUGUAAAUCCUAGAUUAACUUUAUGAAAUUCAGCCUCUUUUAGAAACUGUAGACGAUUCUAUAAAAGAUGUAAACCAAGAUAAAUUACAAUAGCUGUAUAAAACUUUUAGAAAUCUAUUUAAGUCAUUCAAAGAGGAUGUAUCAGAAACUUCAAAAAUGAUAAACGAUAACACAUUUGAUAAAGAUAAUAAGAUAAACAAAGAGAAAAUGAAAUAAGUCAUAGAACGAAUUAAAAAUAUGAAAUAAGAACUAGAAAAUUUAAAAAAUAAAAUAUUUGUCCCUUACAAAAAGUAUUUAGUUUGGAUAGAUUAAUGUGUUAAAAAUGAUGAAAAUUAAUUUUAUUUAAUUGAAUUUAACAAAAUUUGCAAUGGUGCUAUUGAAAUUCAUUCUUUCACUAAUAAUCAGGAUUUUAGAAAUUUUGUUGUAGAACACUCAGAUUAAAUGCUCUAUAUUAUUAUGAGCGGGAAGGCAGCUGGUGAGUCUUUCGAAGGGGAUGGAAAAAACUUAAAAUGGAUCAAAUAGCUAAUUUAGUAGAAGUCUUCAAGUGAGUUUAUUUAUGGAAUAUAUAUAUUUACUUCUUAUGAAGGAGAAAAGUACUUUAAGCCUUUAAUAAAAUCAGAAAAAGGAUUGGUCUUAAAUGUUACUUGUGACCCAGGAACCAUAUUUGAAAAUAUAAGAAAUUUAAUUUUUCCAAAGAAAUGCAUAAGGGUAUUACCAGUAGUCAAGCUAUGUGAAUUUCUUGAUAAAGAGCUUAUGGACUAAUUUCUUUUAUUAGCAAAACAGGAUUACUCUAAAAUAUAACUUAUUGACUAUCAUCCAGAUAAACCCUAUCAAAUCUAAUAAAAAUUUAAGCUUUCUGAAUUAUUAAUUAAUAAAUUUUAAAACAAAAAUUUAAAACAAAGAUUAGAAAUCGCUUUUGAAAUUAUUAAAGAUUAAAAGAUAGAUAAUUAAUAUGAAGAAAGAAAAGCAGCUACUCUUUAUAGAGGAGUAGCUAUACCAAAGGAGAGUUUUGAGUAGCUUUAUAAGGUUGAUUAAUAUAUUUGCAUGUGUGGAUUUUCUUCCUUUAGUACUGACAUUAAUAUAGCUUUAAAUUUUUCUUUGAAUGGCAAAGGAUUAAGAGUUAUUUUUAAAGUAGACUACUAAUGUGGUAAUUAACAGUAUCCUUUGAGACCAAAAUGCUUAAUUAAACUUUCAAAUUAUGAUGAAGAAGAAUAUCUAAUGAAUUGUGGAACUGUUUUUAAGAUUAAAUCCAUUUAUGAUAAAAUUGAAAACAAUGAUGUUAUUAAAUAUGUAGAGCUAAUUUUAUGA
This is a messenger RNA of Tetrahymena thermophila SB210, 1422 nucleotides long. RefSeq lists its product as hypothetical. The record is from RefSeq and is a predicted model, not a curated record. NCBI's taxonomy places the organism in Eukaryota, Ciliophora, Oligohymenophorea, Hymenostomatida, Tetrahymenidae. The transcript is spliced from 2 exons.